Bactrocera neohumeralis is the source of this 9256-nucleotide messenger RNA. RefSeq lists its product as uncharacterized. Gene Ontology annotation, molecular function: calcium ion binding. Bases 548 to 4849 code for a protein of 1433 amino acids. The transcript is spliced from 19 exons. The record is from RefSeq and is a predicted model, not a curated record. NCBI's taxonomy places the organism in Eukaryota, Metazoa, Arthropoda, Insecta, Diptera, Tephritidae.
CUUAAUCAUACCGUCACUGCGUCGCAGCGCUGGACGAAUGGACAAAUGAAAAUGAAUUCGGUGAAUUAACUUAAAAAAAAAAAGAACAAAAAAUAUAGAAGUAAAAAAACGGCUAAAUGUCUCAAAAAUAGUAAUAAAAACCAACGGAAAAAUCCAAUUUCAUCAGAAUAAAUGGCAUAAAAAGUCAAACUAAUUGGAGCGAAGGUGUGCAAACGACGAGUCUACGGUCAGCCGGAUGAAGUGAAGUUAAAAGAAAAGCAUAAAAAAUCGAUAGAAGUGAAAGAGCGAAUUAUUUUGGCGACACACAACUUCAGUAAAAAAGCAUAAAGGACGUGAAAUACAAUGGGUUUAACGGAAUAUUUCAAUUGAUUUGUAUAAUUGCCAAAAGCAUGAGAAAGCCUUGGAGACCAAUUGAUCACUAUAAUUCAGUGUAAUUACAGGCAAUACAGUUAUCGAAGUGUGAUUUUUUUUUAUUAUAAAAGGUGGAAUUGGCAGCGCAGGAGAAUUAACAAAGCUGACUUAAGAGCACACAAAUAGUAAUAAGAAAAUGGCGAAGACUAAAAAUAAUAACCUGCUAAUGCAUGGACUCAUUUUGGUAGCUAUUUUGGCGACUGCCAAAAGUGCCGAGGCGGAAAUUACAAUGGAGGCAGCUUUUCAAGGUCACUGUGGUCACACGAGUCCAUGCGAACAGUUAUGCUACGAAAUCCACGAUGGAAUGUACGAGUGCGAUUGCAUAGAGGGGUACGAACUGAACAAAAACGGUUACAGCUGUCAAGUAAUAAACUCCACGAACAGUGCGGAUGGUCAUUCGAAAUCCGAUGAGGAUGUACUUUAUCAAAAGGGCGCUUCGUUUAGCGCUAAGCUUGGUUAUGCGCCCUCAACAUCAUCGAUGACUGGUGAUACAGCGAAUCUGGAGGCUUCAGCGCCCUUUUCGUCGGCAUCAUUCUCGAUGGAGGAUGUCGAGGGUGUAGAGGACGAUAACUUUUUCUACGAUGACGCGACACGCAACGACCAGCGUACAAAGGUCAAUUCAAACGAUUAUUACAUAUCAUCUGAAGACGUCUAUUUCAGUAAUGGCGAUGAACAAGAGUUAACUAAUACUAGCCAAGAUGUACCUGAGUUGAAAACUAAACUGACAGAACCGACAACGACACGGAGCGCAAUCAAUUCCCGCCGCGUUGUAGUAACUGCCACAACUGACGAUCCCCUAGAAGCGUCCACAAAUAAAAAAUCCAUACGAAUUCAUUUGAAAGCGGAACCCAAGCCCACUGCAAUGAAUAAUGGGCCGCACAAGACACGGAAUUCAGCUCGCAUUCAAAAGGGCACACCGUCAGUAACAUCAACAACUACACAAGCAAUUAAUCAUAAUGAUAAUAAUAAAAAUAAGAUAGUGAAUACACUGAGCAAUGACCUAGACAUGGAUGAGCCCAACUUUGGUGGUGUCGCCGUCAAGCAGCCUCAUAUGCGCACAUCCAGUCAGAGUCAAAGUACAUAUCAGGAUCAGCACACUGCGGUGGCAGCGGAUCUCUACAAUAAAAACAAUAAAAGCAACAACACAAAAAAGUCAGCUGCAGCAAGCGCGAGCUCCAAAUUGAGCAAGUUGAGCACCACGAGAGCAAACAGCUCGUUUUCUAUGAAUGUUCACGCUUGCGAUUUGGAUUGUGGCACGGAAGGUGUGUGCGAACGUGUGGACGAUGCUAACAAAUGCCUUUGUCCCUUUGGAAGAAGUGGUGAGCGGUGCUUGGAAGAAAUUAAAAUACGCACGCCGAAGUUUUCGAAGCAUUCGUGGUUAGCCUUUCCGGCACUGAGGGGUGCUUAUAAGCAUGUGCAGAUACGAGUAGAAUUUCGACCAGAGUCAUUCGAUGGCAUAAUACUACUUAGCGGUGAGAGAGAUGACCUCACCGGAGAUUUUAUGGCGCUUCUAUUGAAUAAAGGAUUCGUUGAGUUUUGGUUUGACUGCGGAUCUGGCGUAGGCAGUGUACGGUCACGUGAGACAAUAUUGUUAAACGAGUGGAACUCGGUGAUAAUUUAUCGUCACCGUUGGGAUGCUUGGUUGGUACUAAACCAUGGCACCAAAGUUCAGGGUCGCUCUAAUGGACUCUUUUCUCGCAUAACAUUCCGUGAACCGGUCUUUCUGGGCGGCACUGGCAACAUAACGGGCUUAACAAAGCGUUUACCCGUCAAUAAUGGUUUUAUCGGCUGCAUAAGACGCUUUGUGGCGAACGAACAUGAGUACAAGUUCGAGGAACAUCCAUUGGGGGAUGUUACCAAGGGUUUUGACAUACAGGACUGCAUAACUGACAAAUGCUUCACAUACCCUUGUCAACAUGGCGGCAAGUGUUUGCCCUCUGAUCAGGGUGCUGUUUGCUUAUGUCCCAUCGGUUUUGUCGGCGAUCUUUGCGAAAUACGUAUGGAUCUUCAGGUACCCGCUUUUAAUGGUUCGUCCUACCUGCGUUAUGCGCCACUCGGCGAUAGUGCGUUGAUUUGGUUGGAACUGAAGAUUAUUUUGAAAGCGGAACAACCCGACGGUCUAAUAUUGUAUUCUGGUUCGACGAAACAUGGUGAUUUCAUCGCCUUAUCGCUGAGCGGUGGUUUUGUUGAGUUCGUCUUUGAUCUUGGCAGCGGUCCAGCUAUUGUAAGGAGUGAGUACCCUUUGAGCAUUGGACAAUGGCAUACAGUAAAAGUGUCACGUACAGCAAGACUAGCGGUUCUAAAGAUCGAUACAUAUCCGGAAGUAAUGACAAUCUCCUCAAAUGGUUUCUGGCAUCUCUCACUGCCUGAAAAUAUCUUUUUGGGCGGUGUGAAUCACGAAGAUAAACUACCGUUGGAUCUGAAAUCGAAACCGUUCUUCGUGGGUUGCAUACAAAAGAUCGAUAUCAAUGGGCACUCACUGGCGAUUAUUUCGGAAGCUUUAGGUGGUACAAAUAUCGGCAAUUGUCCGCACGCUUGCGUGGCUAGGCCGUGUGGCCCACUUGCCGAAUGCAUACCACAAAUGGAGAGUUAUGAAUGCCGUUGCAAUGCAUUCAGCACUCAAUGCAAUAAGGCAGCCGAGGUACCACUAGAGGAAUUACAAAAGAAUAAAGCGAAGAAGAAGGAAAAUAAAGAAAAACCUAAAAUUUACAGUAAACAUACGGCACAUUUACCUAAGCAUACGAAGGCGGGUGGACACUCCAAAUUGCAUAUGAGUAAAGUGCCUUCUAAGGGUAUAAAAGCACCCAAAACCCACCACACCACAGUCAGUCCCACAACGGAGCGAACCACCACUUCAAGCCACAAACGCAUGGAACACGGCAGCCGACGUAGGCAGUCUUGGGAACCGGUGGAGGAAGAUGUGGUCGAGAAGACAGAUGAUGAUAUCAUAUAUCGAGAUACGCGGCAUCUAGAUGAAGAAAGCUACUAUAAUGAAGAACCGUUACCAAGAAAACAUAAGAAAGAAAAGCGUAAAGAAAAACACACAACUAAAGAAAGUGAAGUGUGGUCAACGAAACACCGUGAUAGUUCCAAGGUGCGCGGCAAAGAUGAUCACCAACACAAAAACGUCUACGAUUUUAAACUAAGCCGAUUGCCGACACACUACGAAAGUUUCCAAACGAAUCCGGAAAUCGACAUACUGACAUUCGAUGAGAAUGUCGAAGUGGAAAUUGGUGUAGACCCAGACAAGGAUUACGAGCAGAAGCCGGAUGUUAAACAGAAAAAUGUUAACGAUAACAAAAACGACAUUGGAUCGACGCAGGAUGUUUUCAAGCAAGAUGAUCUCGAUAGCAUACCGUCUGCGUGGAAAAAUGAUAUGUACGAAGAUGAUCGGCGGCAUGCGCACGAUGCCAUGAACGAAGAAACCAAAUCCGAACCGUUUUUUGUGGACGACAUACUGUUCGACAGCAAAAGCGACGGCACCGACGAUUAUCAUCGCAAGGAGUUGGUACAGGAUAUGCGACGCAUACUCGCCAAUGGCCCCGAGAAUACAUCUAAUAAUAAAGAGCUAAAGCUGGUCGUAGAUGAGUACGAUUACGAAAGUGACGAUAUUAGUCAAGAAGAUCCAACGAAAUUCAAUAUAGAUGAGAAAAAUAGUUUUAACGACACUUUUAGCAUAUCGUCGGAACUCGAUGCUGAGUUUAAUGAAAUGAAUGAUGAUAUUCUCGAAGCGGUGCAGACAGUCGUUACGGAAAAGGCGACUACAGUUAAACAAAACAAACCGUCCCCCACCAUUGACACCCAAACGGAUUGGAGUUUAUUGAAGAAAAUGCAAUUGCCGGCGGAUCAUCAGAGCCAAUUUGUUGGCGUACGCAAGAAUUUCGGCGCUUGCUUUGCUGGCGAGGACAGUUACUUUCAUUACAACGACGCCGAGACGAUGAGUCAGGUUAUAAGCUACAAUAUAGACUUGAAUUUACGCAUUAAGACGCACUCACCGAAUGGCGUUAUUUUGUGGACUGGACGACAAGGCACGACGGAGGAAAAUGCUGACUUUCUAUCUUUGGGUAUCGAAAAUGGUUAUCUACAUUUUCGCUAUGAUUUGGGUUCCGGAGAGGUCGAUAUAAAAUUCAACACGAGCCGAGUGAGCGACGGUCUUUGGCAUCGGGUCCGUGCAUUCAGAGACUCACAGGCUGGCUACUUGGAGAUAGAUGGCAGAAAAACAACAACACAAUAUUCGCCUGGCAAAUUAAAACAAUUGAAUACAGACACCGGACUCUAUGUCGGUGGCAUGCCCAAUGCGAUUUACUUCACACGACGAAAAUAUGCGAAUGGCAUUGUCGGCUGCAUUUCGGAGAUCGUGUUGGCUGGCGAAUUGAAAUUGAAUUUCGAUCCUAAUACGCUGGGGACAGCACACAAUGUCGAAACGGGAUUACUUUGAAAUACCGUUAUAAAAACGUAUCAACAACCGUCAAUACUACUGACACUAGUUUAAUAGUCCGUUUGGUUUGUUCGAGCAGUGAGUACUUUUUCGGUUUGUACAAAGAGAUGAUUUUACACUCAAACAACAAAAAAAAAAAAAACGAAAAAACAAAAAGAGGAAAGAAUUAAAACUAAAUUAGUUAAACUUAGAAGGUAGCUAAUAUGUAUACAUGUAUACUAUAAAUAUAUACACAAAAACACACAUACACGCUGACACAAAUUUGCAACUGCAAAAAUUGCGCAUACAUAACGUACAUACACACACAAACAUAUGUACAUGCAUAAUAGGUCUAUAUACACACGUACAUAUAUACAACUAUAUAUAAAUAUACAUAUAUAUUUUAAAUAAUGCUUCAACUAAGCCUGUGACUGUCAAUAUUUAAACAAAAAACUUAAGAAAAUUAAAAAAAAAAACUAUUACAACAAAAAUGUAUGCAAAACAGCACACAAAAUAUUAUAGUAACACAUACAAACAAAAAUAAAAAAAAUUUAAAAAACACAAAUAACAACAAAAAAAUUAAAUAAAAAUAAAUGAAAAAAUUAAAAAUAAAAAAUUACAACAAAAUAAAAAAAUAUAUGUAAUACUAAUGAAAACGCGCGUAAUGAACUUAAGAAGGCUAAUUUGCAUCGCAUUUUUCUACAAAAAAAGCAAAUUUAAUAAGAAGACAUAUUGAAAACCAAAAACUGAGAAAGUAGGGUUAGUUGUACUAAAUGUUUAACUUGAAUUCUCACCAAUUCUGCAAGACACGUAAACGUAAGCAAAAACCAACGGAAAUCGGAUGUUGAAAACAGCUAUCUGCGGUGUGAACGGCGCCUAAUAAAUUAAAAAAUAUAAAAAUGCAUACAUACAGACAACACACAUACAUACAUACAUAAUUGCAUGUGUGUGCGUCUGUGUGCAUACUUGCAUAACUAUAUACUAUUUGUAAGCAUAAAAAUACUGUAGUGUAGAUAUUGGUGUAAACACAAAUACUCAGCUAUCACACACACACACACACACAAAUGCAUACAUAUGAACGUCUGCUGCAGAAGUAACGAUAAUUUAUUUGGUGUUGUAGUGGUAAUUGUAAGUUAACUUUAAAGUCACAAAACUAUAUAUGAAACGGCAGAUGUGCAGCUACGAUAUCAUUUAUGUUUAAGAGCUGGAGUAUAGAAACGAAAAAAUAUAUAUUAAAAAAACUAAAAAAAACAAAAAAAAAGAUUAAAAAUAUAUAAGAUGAGAAAUAACUAAGCAAAAUGCAAAACACUUUUUAUAGCGAAAUUUUGAAAAUUUUUAAAUUGUAUUAACACAAACAACAAAAACAAAGACGUAUAAUAUAACAUUUGCAUAAGCAAAAUAUGUAUUUAACGAUAAAAAACACAACAACAGCAACAACAAUUAGUGCGAAACUUACACGCUUUACAUGAAUAUAUGUGAAUGUACUAUUUAGGUUAUGUCUCACAUAUGUAUGCUAACAGCCACUAGCUAAAUAACACAAGCCAAGUGUAAGCAAGCGUUUUCAAAAACAAAAAAAUGUAUACAUAUAUACAGAUAUAAAUAAAAAAAAUCACACACACACAUGUAUACACAUACAAAAUAGUAAAUAUGUACAUACAUACAUACAGCCAUGCAUAAAUACAUACAAACAAGAAAUUUAUUAAGCCCUCUUACAUUUAUUUCUACCGCAAAUAUAACAGCUAAUUUACUAUAUUUGGUUUUGAAUUUUUUAAACAAAUUUUUUUUAACUAUUAUUUUCACUGAGUUACGGUAACAAAUACUAAGCAGAAAAUUUUCAUAAAUUCGUUUUUUUAUUAGUGUGUGCAUUUUUAACAAAAUUUUUUAUAACCUAAAAAAAUGAAAUGUGUGAUUUUCUUACAAAUUAUUAAUAUUUUAAUUUAAAUUAUCAAACAUGAACUUUUUCAAAAGUUCAUAUUUCAAUGUGCUUGCUUUUUUAGGUGUAAUUAUUUUUGAAAUUUUUUUUUUCAUAACCUAAAACACAUAUGUACAUAUGUAUAAGCAAAUAGUAUGUGUUAUUUCGUUACAAGCUAUGUAUUAAAAUUUUAAAUUAAAAUACCAGGAAUAAAAUUUUCAAAAAUUCGUAUUUUCAAUGUGCUUGUUCAUUAGGGUGUGUAUUUUUUUGCAAUUUUUUUAUAACCUAAAAAACUGGUUAGGCACAUAAUAUGUUUGAUUUCGUUACAAAUUAUUAAUAUUUUUAAUUAAAAAUACAUAUGUAUAAUAAAAUUUUUGGUAAAAAACUUAUUAAAAAAAAUAACGGUUAUAAAAAAUUAAAAAAUAUUGUCAAAUUAUGAAUAUCUUACACUAAAAAUACAUAUAACAUAUAUUUAAAAAAAUAUUUUCUUAUAAAUUUAAAACUUUUUCAUAAUUUUAAACAUUUUUUUUUAUAAGAAUGUUUGUUAUGAUAAACUUUUUUCGUUUAUCAAGAACAUUCUUAUCAAAAAAACAUAAAAUGGCAUAAAUAUGGCGAAUACAUAUAUAUGUACAUAUGUACAUACAUGGCCUCCUACAUAUUAUGUAAAAAUAUAUAGCAGUUGUUUAAAAAUUCAAGUGUUGCGAUAUUUUUACUCAUCGGCCUAAAAAAAUUAUAUAAUUUUCGCCACAAAUCGAGUUAAACUCAAAAAAUCAAAGAAAUGCUGUUCCCUUUUCUUUGCUUUUCGAAUUUAUUAAUUUUUAUUUUUUAUAUCGCUUAAAAUAUUACAAGUGCAAUUAUGCAGAUUAAAAAAAAUAAAAUAAAAUUAGAGAUGAUUACUUUAUUCUCAAAGACAGCACAUUUAAAAACUUAAUUCCAAUCAAUAUUUCCAUUCAAUGCCGUAGACAUAAUAUUUCUUUUCAGUUUUUUGUGCUAACAUUUUUUAGGUUAGGAGGAAAAAUUGCUACAAAUUUUGUCGAAAUACACACCCUUAUUUAUAUUUAUAGUACAUAUUUAUCAUAGUAAUGUUUCUCAUAUUCUGAGCAUAUUUUGAUUUGAUUUAUCAAGUUAAUAAGUCUCUAUUCCCAAAAAAUUGUAAAAUCUAAAUGGCGACUCUCAGUAAACAAAUUAAAUUGUUUACGGAAUCACUCUUUCUCUCACCAGUCCGUUUAGAAAUGAAGUUUAUGUUAAAAUACCGAUAAAGUCAUUCGAAAGGAGCCUUAAGUCCUUGAUUCAUCAGCAAGUUAAGGCGUAUCAUUGUAAUUGAAGCCUUUGCAAAUUUAAAUAAGUUCUUUUACAUUUAUAUAAUAUCACUUCAAUCCUGAUUAUUAUUAUAAUACAAAAAUUAUUGAUUUAUCAAGCUGCCCUCACUGUACUACAUAUCCCAAGUCAAUUACGUGAAUUUGUCAAUUAACCACACAUCAAUUAAUUCUUCACGUUUAUCUAUUAAAUUUUAAAUAUGCAACGAAUUAAGAUCUAAAACAAUUUCAUUAAAAUUUUAAAUUAAUGUUUUUACCACUCAUUAAGAUUUCAUUUGAACUUCGUAUGAUUACGUAAAUAUCCGUCCCAGAGAGAAAUAAUGGACUAAUAAUUGGAAAGUAAAAUUGUUGUUUUUAUAAUUUUUUCGACAAUUCCUACAUUAAUAUGAGGGCAAUUUGAUAAAUCUUUGAUUAUUUACAUAUAAGGCACUUUUUGCGGUAAAAAUAUAUCGUAUAACAUAGUAUAAUAUUAUUUUUUAAAAUUUUUGAAAACAAAUUAUUGGUUAUCGCAGCCCUCUAACUUAACGCACCAGUAAAGAAGUUUGAAAAUAAAAACCAACGCGCAGCGACAAAAAAAAAAGCGUAUAUCACCUGGAUUUAUGUUGAUACUUUGCUUUUUUUUGUUGGAAAAAAUAAUGCUGGAAGCACUCAUAAAAUUCACUUUUCACUUUCAACACAUUUUACGACGUUAUUUCUUUCAAUUGUAUUACGUUUAUUAGUAUUUUUCUUUAAAAUUCCACUUAGUAAAGCAGUCACUGACCUAUCGCACCAAUUUUCGUAAGAUUAAAAACAAUUUUUUUACCAGACCUGUAACACCAUGCCGCGCCAAUAUGAUUAAGGCACCAAACACAUAAUUUUUUAAAUACAAUUUUUACUACAAAUAUAGUUUUUAAUUAUUUCAACGAAACCCUAUAACCCUAAGGAGCUAUGAUUUGUAGACGUUAAUAAAUAUUUGUAAUUUCACCACACAAUGUAUUUUUAAAGAUAUUUUAUCGACACAUUUUUGUUCUAAAACACAACUAAAAAGCUUUACUGUCCAUGUAACUAAUUGAUUUAUCAAAAAAUUAUCGCAAUAAUAUUUAACAAAAAACGCAAACAAUAUGUGCAAAACAAUCUAGUAGCAAAAAUGCGUAUUUAUUGAUUGUAUACACCGAAUGAAGCAAACAAAUAAAUACAGAUAAAUGAAUUGAUGCCUAUAAA